Lathyrus sativus (Indian pea) is the source of this 2223-nucleotide messenger RNA. The record is from the annotation of a GenBank genome assembly. NCBI's taxonomy places the organism in Eukaryota, Viridiplantae, Streptophyta, Magnoliopsida, Fabales, Fabaceae.
AUGGCAAAAGAAGAGUAUUAUCCAUUGUUUGAGACAAGAAAAGGUAGUGGAAGGUUCAUUUUCAUAAUAUUUUCUUUCUCAGUGUUUGUUGGGAUUUGCUCUAUUUGGAUUUACAGAUUGAGUUACAUAUCCAAAGAGUUUGAAGAUGGAAACUGGAUUGUUUGGAUUGGAUUGCUUUUUGCUGAACUAUGGUUUGGUUUUUAUUGGUUCCUUCGUCAAAACCUUAGAUGGAACCCUAUUUUCAGACAACCCUUACCUCAAGUACUCUCUCAAAGAUACGAGAAAGUGUUGCCAAAAGUGGAUAUAUUUGUGUGUACUGCAGAUCCAGAGAUUGAGCCACCAAUGAUGGUGGUCAACACAGUGUUAUCAGUGAUGGCUUAUGAUUAUCCAACAGAGAAGCUUAGUGUGUAUCUAUCAGAUGAUGGUGGAUCAGAAAUAACAUUCUAUGCUAUGUUAGAGGCUUCUGAAUUUGCCAAACAUUGGUUACCAUUUUGCAAGAGAUUCAAAGUUGAACCUAGGUCACCAAAUGCAUAUUUCAAGACCUUAGACACUACUGACUCAAAUAAUGCUAAAGAGCUUUUGGCCAUCAAGAAAUUGUACCAAGAAAUGGAAAGUCGAGUAGAAAAUGCAUCGAAGCUUGGAAAAGUACCAGAAGAAGAAUACUCAAAUCAUAACGAGUUUUCUCAGUGGGAUUCAUAUUCGUCUAAGCGUGAUCAUGACACAAUUCUUCAAAUUCUAGUUGAUAAAAAUGACUUGAAUGCAAGAGAUGAAGAUGGAAUUGUUAUGCCCACCUUAGUAUAUCUGGCUCGUGAAAAGAGACCUCACUUUCCACAUAACUUCAAAGCUGGAGCCAUGAAUUCUUUGAUAAGAGUGUCAUCAAUGAUCAGCAAUGGGAAAAUCAUUCUGAAUGUAGAUUGUGACAUGUACUCAAACAAUUCGCAAUCUUUAAGAGAUGCACUUUGCUUCUUCAUGGAUGAAGAUAAAGGCCAUGAAAUUGCCUAUGUGCAGGCUCCUCAGAACUUUGAAAACCUCACAAAAAAUGACAUAUACGGUGGUGCUUUGUUUAUAAUUCAUGAGGUUGAAAUGUUUGGCGUAGAUGGAUUUGGUGGGCCCAUGUAUAUUGGAACUGGCUGCUUUCAUAGAAGAGAUGUACUCUGCGGAAGAAAGUUUAACAAACAAUCCAGAAAGGAUUGGAACAACAACGCAAAUGAUGAAAAUAUUAACCAUAUGAUAGAAGCGAGUUUGCAAGAGAUUGAAGAAAAAUCAAAGACUCUUGCAAGUUGUGCCUAUGAGGAAAACACAUCAUGGGGAAAAGAGAUGGGACUACUUUAUGAUUGUGCAGUGGAGGAUAUAGUGACAGGAUUAUCUAUUUUAUGCAAAGGAUGGAAAUCAGUAUGCUAUAGUCCAACAAGAAAAGCUUUUUUAGGUUUGUCUCCAACCACAUUGCCAGAAGCACUUAUUCAACAUAAGAGAUGGUCAGAAGGAGGUUUUCAAAUUGUGCUUUCUAAGUUCAGUCCUCUUUGGUACCCUUAUGGAUUAAUAAGUCCAGGCCUUCAACUUGCAUAUUGUCACUAUAAUUUAUGGGCUUUAAACUCCUUUCCAACUCUAUAUUAUUGCAUCAUCCCUUCACUUUUUCUCCUCAGAGGCAUUCCUUUGUUUCCACAGAUUUCAAGUCCAUGGUUCAUCCCUUUUGCUUAUGUGAUAGUUAGUGAUUCAACAUACUGUUUGAUAGAGUUUUUGAGGGUAGGAGGAACAAUCAAGGGUUGGUGGAAUGACUUAAGGAUGUGGUUAUAUAAAAGAACAAGUUCUUACCUUUUUGCUUUUGUUGACACCAUGUUGAAGUUUAUAGGAUUUUCAAAUUCAGGAUUCAUAGUAUCUACUAAGGUAGCUGAGGAAAAUGUUUCUCAAAGAUAUGAGAAUGAGAUUAUGGAGUUUGGAAACUCUUCUCCUAUGCUCACUUUGUUGGCUACAAUUGCAAUGCUGAAUUUGUUUUGUCUUGUUGGGAUGUUGGUAAAGGUGGUUGUGUUAAGUGGAGAAGGUUUUAGGGUAUUUGAGACAAUGUUAUUGCAAGUUUUACUAAGUGGAAUUUUGGUUGCUAUUAAUAUACCUAUUUAUGAAGGACUUUUCUUAAGGAAAGACAAAGGAAGAAUGCCACUAUCUGUUGUAGUUAAAUCAACAACAUUAGCUCUAAGUGCAUGUGUCCUUUUUAGUUGUAUUUUUUAA